CCCCAGCUGGGUCAGGUUGGGGACCUCAGAUCGGGCUGCUGGAGUCAGGGGGUUCGGGUUGGGCUCUCUAGGCCUGCGGCGAAAUAACCCCGGGCACGGGCCUGCGGGACCCGAUAAGGCUGUGAAGGAGCCUAAUCAUCGGCUGCAGGCGCAGCAUCCACCUCGCAGCGCCUUCUGCAUCUCCCCCGCCCCGCACCGGGGGCUGCAAGCACAGGGAGCCGCCGUGCUUUACUCGGCCUGAUCCCUUCUCUCCCGCAGCCCGGAGGAGGGCCGCCUGACGGCUGAGUUGCCAUGGCAUCCUACUACGAGAUUCUAGACGUACCGCCGAGUGCGUCUGCUGAUGACAUCAAGAAGGCGUACCGGAAGAAGGCUCUGCAGUGGCACCCGGACAAGAACCCAGAUAAUAAGGAGUUUGCUGAGAAAAAAUUUAAGGAGGUGGCAGAGGCCUAUGAAGUACUGUCUGACAAGCACAAACGGGAGAUCUAUGACCGCUAUGGCCGGGAAGGGCUGACGGGGGCAGGAACUGUUCCCUCUCAACCAGAAACUGGUGGGACGGGACCUGGCUUCACAUUCACUUUCCGUAGCCCCGAGGAAGUCUUCCGGGAGUUCUUUGGGAGUGGAGACCCCUUCUCGGAGCUCUUUGAUGACUUGGGCCCCUUCUCAGAGCUUCAGAACCGAGGUUCCCGACCCACUGGUCCUUUCUUUGCCUUCUCUUCCUCUUCUCCUGGCCACUCUGAUUUCUCCUCCUCGUCUUUCUCCUUCAGCCCUGGGGCUGGUGCUUUUCGUUCUGUUUCAACAUCCACUACCUUUGUCCAAGGACACCGCAUCACCACGCGUAGAAUCAUGGAGAACGGGCAGGAACGGGUAGAAGUGGAAGAGGAUGGACAGCUGAAGUCAGUUUCGAUCAAUGGUGUCCCAGAUGACCUGGCACUAGGCUUGGAGCUGAGCCGCCGUGAGCAGCAACCUUCAGGCACCUCCAGGCUGGGGGGCACACAGGUCCGGCCGACCGCUGUGUCCCGUCCCACUGACAGCGACCUUUCUGAGGACGAGGACCUGCAGCUUGCCAUGGCCUACAGCCUAUCAGAGAUGGAAGCAGCUGGGCAGAAGCCAGCAGGUGGGCGGGGGGCACAGCCAGGAUGGCAGGGCCAGUCCAGGGCCCAGCACCAAGACCCUGAUAUAGGAGGCACACAUAAGGGGGCGAGGGGCGAGGCAACCAAACCCAGCCCUUCAGAGGAGAAGGCCUCUCGAUGCCUCAUUCUCUGAAGACCAGGCUGAGCCUGACCUGAUUCAGGGUCUGACCCAGAGUCCAGCUCACUGUAGGGAGUCCAAAAUUGAGUGUGGCCUGAGCUACAGGAUCCCAAACUCUGUCCCUCCACAAGUUUCCUUCCCAGGCUCAUCAUCCUACAGUGUGAACCAGGAAUUUGUUAUGCUCUGUUUGGGGCUGAUAAAUCCCUGGGUAAAGCCCAGGAUUGGGGGUACCAGGGCCAUGAAAGAGCCUGUGGAGCCCAGAGGCACUGGCUGGAUCCGGCACUGCUGAGGGGCAUUAGUGGUUUGGGGUUGGCUAUUGUGUGCCCAAGUCUUCUGCUGCCAUCUGUAUUGCUGAUGCUAUCAAGGAAGGAGGCCUUAGCCUGGCAUGCCCUGAGCUCAGGUUGGCAGCUCCCCUGGGGAGCAGCGCGGGCCGAGCAAGCGGAGCCUCUGCUGUCCACCCCCAGCUGCAGGCCUCCUGGUCUGCGCAGAACUGAGUUCUCACCUGUCAUCGUCUCUGUUUCCCCCUGGUGCUGCUCUCCUCCUGCUCUGCACUCCGCAACUCCCUGUGGCUGCAUCGCUUGCUUUCACUGCUGCUUGGCUAGGACUCCCUCCUCCUCCUCCUCCUUCUCCUCCUCUCUGAAGCCUCAGUGUGCCCAAGGAAGAUGCUGGGGCCAGUGGGGCCGUGAGAUCUUCUGGGGAGGCUAGCUAGGUGGGGUGGAAGCCUCUCAGCCCUCCAGAGUCUCAACCAGAGUCAACUCCUCUUCCCUUCUCCUUGCUGCCUCAGCCUGCCCUGGCCACAGGACUAGGCAGAGGUGAGGCUGGCUGUCCCUGGAGAGGUGGGAUAGGGCCAGGGUGACCCAGUGGGAGGCCUAGGUGGGGGACUACAUCUCUACUACCUGUCCAUCAUGCAUUAGAACACAGGGCUUGGCCUAGGUGUGCAUGCUCGGCUCCACCCCCCCCAUCUGCUUGCAGCUGACCCCUCUCUCCUGUCACCCACCCCUGCUCUCUCCCCAGAUGUGUUCUGAGCUGGAUACCCUGGAUACAGAGCUGCUGCAGUUCCACCAGGACAGCGCCCUCCCCAGUGUGCUAGGA
Molecule: messenger RNA, 2340 nt
Organism: Microtus ochrogaster (prairie vole)
Lineage: Eukaryota; Metazoa; Chordata; Mammalia; Rodentia; Cricetidae
Gene: Dnajb2
Product: DnaJ heat shock protein family (Hsp40) member B2
Biological process (GO): ERAD pathway; positive regulation of proteasomal ubiquitin-dependent protein catabolic process; protein refolding
Cellular component (GO): endoplasmic reticulum membrane; cytosol
Molecular function (GO): ATPase activator activity; Hsp70 protein binding
Source: RefSeq, a predicted model, not a curated record